Molecule: messenger RNA, 4872 nt
Organism: Haliotis rufescens (red abalone)
Lineage: Eukaryota; Metazoa; Mollusca; Gastropoda; Lepetellida; Haliotidae
Product: short transient receptor potential channel 7-like
Exons: 12
Coding region: 564-3611 (1015 amino acids)
Biological process (GO): regulation of cytosolic calcium ion concentration; manganese ion transport; calcium ion transmembrane transport
Cellular component (GO): membrane; cation channel complex
Molecular function (GO): protein binding; inositol 1,4,5 trisphosphate binding; store-operated calcium channel activity
Source: RefSeq, a predicted model, not a curated record
AAAGGAAUGGAAAUCAUUAUGAUCCGUAAGGAAUGAAUGUCUGCGCAACGUGGGUAUUUGAUCCACCAAUGGUGUCUUGGUUUCUGUAGCAUGUUGGAAUAUGUAUGGUCCUGUAUUUUCAUUCGUGGUAUUCAGUCUCCAGUUGGAAAUGUAUUUUUUAAUGCUUUUCUUAAAUCUUCGCUAACAGAGCAAUCUGUCGAAGUAUCAAGAAGGCGUGAUACACUCUAAUAACAAAGGAGUAUGUGGGGAUAAACAGGAGACCGUCGGAAGGACAGUUACUUUCAUCAUGAAGAUGCGAGCAUAAGGAGUAUUGUUGAUGGAAAAUAUUGGACGGCAUGUGGAAUGAAAUAGCUUGAAAGGGUAUUUACAAAGUGAAACAAGUUUGAUUUUGAGCAGAUUGUAGUGUAAUUGGAUCCACGAUGAUAUUAGUGUACUGGUGUAAAUUUUGUUUUGUGGAAGAUGAAUACAAAGAAACUAUAAAUUUAGAUGACCAUUUGCUUCGUCGGGUGCUGCAUACCAGUACAUAAAAGUAAUACACUGUCGGAUAAAGAACAGUUACGACAAUGAGUCGUCAAUCAUUGUCACGAAAAGCAUCGCUCAGUCGUAAGCUGUCGAAUGACAAGAGGGACCAGAAGACCAAAGACCAGAAACAGACGAAAGGCGAAGACACACGCGAAGACUUUGUCGCUAGGGGCAUCUUCGGCGACGUCCCUCUCACUGAUACAGAACGUCGUUUCCUCACAGCAGCUGAGACAGGGAACCUAGAGCAGGUACAGCUGUGUAUCCGGGAAAAUGGUUCCCUGAACCUGAACUGUCGCGACUACCUAGGCCGCACAGGUCUACAGUUGGCUGUUCUCGGCGAGCACUAUGAAGCCAUACAGUUCCUUUUGGACAGGUGUAGCCUUGAUGUGGUUGAAGAAGGACUUCUUCACGCCAUCAAAACCGAGAAUGUAAAAGUUUGUGACAUGUUCCUGGCACAUCCAAUCUACUCGGACAAACGAGCUCGGAUGGAGUUGGAAUUUCAGCAUGGCUUCUAUGAUCAAGAGGAAAGUAGUUCCAGCUUCGCGCCAGAUAUAACUCCAAUUGUGUUAGCUGCCCAGUGUAAUAAUUUUGACAUUGUUCACAUGUUGAUUCAGAAAGGAUUUACUAUUCAAACACCCCAUCAUUACUUUUGUCUGUGUACAGAGUGUACUAACCACAAAACAUUUGACCGUUUUGUCCAUUCCCGGUCGAGACUGAAUGCCUACACUGGCCUAGGGAGCUCGGCCUACUUGUCACUGUCCAGUGAUGACCCAAUAGGGACAGCCUUUGAACUAAGUCGGGCACUGCAGAUACUGGCGGAGACGGAGAAGGAGUACAAGAACGAGUACAAGGCCCUGAGUGAACAAUGCAAGAGGUAUGCGGUGGAGCUUCUGGAUCUGUGCAGGUCUAAUGAGGAGGUCAUGGCAGCCCUUCAUGGGGGAUCAAACGUGCGGGAUCUCUCAAGGAUAAAAACCGCCAUCAAAUAUGAACAGAAAAAGUUCAUUGCCCACGCCAGUUCUCAGGAGCAUCUGAUGAGCAUGUGGUACACCGGCGUGCCAUGGUUCCAACAUCAGCCGGUCAUGAUGAAACUUUUCCUUGCACCGCUCGGAAUAAUGUUCAUACCUGUCACGGCCAUCGUCUACGUAUUCCUGCCCUACUCUAAGAUUGGCGAGGUAUUGAGAAGUCCUUUUAUGAAGUUCAUGAACUACAUUUGUUCCUACACGGCGUUCCUCGUCCUGCUGUUUGUGGCCACCACACUGGGAUCUUCUAACCAUGCGGACUUGUUUGAGGGCACAAAGGGUACCGUCAACAGUCUCAUCAUGUUCUAUGUAUUAGGCAUGUUCUGGGCGGAGUGUAAGCAGCUCUGGGAGGAGGGUGUGAGGGAAUACUUCUCCCAGAUCUGGAACUACAUGGACAUCAUGAUGUUGGCUCUGUACACAGCAUCGUAUGCAGUAGAGGGGGUUAUCUACACUAAGACCAAAGACAUUCACACAACCGGGCUAAUAUCAAGCGAGGAUGACAGCAUCCCAAACCCACAGAUACUGUCCAAGGUCCUCUUUUCCGUUGCCAAUGUACUGAGCUUCGCCAGAAUCGCCUAUAUCCUCCCGGCCAGCGAGACGUUUGGCCAGCUUCAGAUCUCAUAUGGCAGAAUGCUGCAGGAUGUGGGCAAGUUCAUCUUCAUCUAUUUCACCGUCAUGAUCGCCUUCAUCUGCGGGCUCACCAGCCUUUACAGUCUCAGCCAGAACGAGCAUUUUUCCAAUCUGAUGCAGACCUCAGGGACUUUGUUCUGGGCAGCUUUCGGGAUGGGAAACUCUGAGGCCCCCAAGAUCAGCGAGGGCGGGUCCCACAAGGUAGUGGAGAUGGUGGGUUUCAUUCUGUACGGAGUGUACAUACUGGGAGCUGUGGUAGUUCUCAUCAAUAUGCUCAUAGCCAUGAUGAGUAACACAUUUGAAGAAAUUCAGAUAGACGAAGACAUGGAGUGGAAGUUUGCACGUGCAAAAUUGUGGAUAUCAUUUAUAGAAGAGGGCACGACUUUACCUAUUCCUUUCAAUAUCAUUCCGACACCCAAGUCCAUUCUCAAGUUAAUCCUCUUCUUUAAGACCUGCAGUAGAAGAAAAACACCAUUUGACAGUGACGACACGGAAAAUGAUGACGACGGUUUUGAGUUCGAUUAUAAGGCAAUCAUGCAUAAAGUGGUUCUGCGCUACGUCCAUAAGAUGAAGUUCGACAAGAAAGGAGAAACACUGAAGGACGACAUAACUGAAGCCAAAGAUGAGGUGUUAAACCAGUUAAACAGCUUUUACAGUAAAAUAUCAACAAAAAUUGACGCAUUGGAGAAAAAUAUUCAGGAAGUCAAACACUCAGUUGAGAUCAAAGAAACGGAGGCUCCUUCAACCUAUCAGCCACAACAAACAAACUCCGCAUCGUCUCACUCCAUCAACAACACACGUGCAGACAGUAUACAUAAACAUGGAACUGCUCGUGCUGAUAUAAAACCUCAUGGUCCUAAUAUUAUCAGGCAGAGUCCACAACUGGCAAGACCCGGCUCAAGACCCAGAGAAACACAUGUUGUGGUCCAGAAAAAAGCGAGUCCUUAUGAGUCUGAAAAUGGUGACGGUCACUCUCGAGGAAGACCAGAGCACAGGAGUCACAGUGUCAAGCAAAACAAUCAUCCCAGAGGUCGAGAGUCUAUGAGUAGAAGGACACCGUCUCUAGAGAAAAUGCCAGAGAACAAGAGAAACAGUGUGAUUAGAAGGACACCAUCUCUUGAGCGGAGACCACAGGAUCAAAUUCAAUAUCAAGCCAUACAGCAGCGAACACCUUCCUUGAUGAGAACAACUACCAGCAGGAGAGGAGAUCCGAGAUCGCCAUCUGAGGAGAUGCCGCUUAUUGACAGGCGUCUUAAUCAACAAAACCCGUACGAUAAUUGGCAACACGUCCAAACGUACGAACUACGCACUGUAAGAGGUCCUCAAGGAAGCUAUGCAUGCAGAGAAAGUUCGCUGGACAGACAUAUGCGGACGCAGUCCCUCUCUCGACCACGUCGAUCAACAUCCCCCAACGACCGUAUGGGUAUUAAGGAAGUCUGAAAAGAACUAAUAUCUGGCUACUUUUAUAACAGCAUGGCACCCUGCAGGCCUUGGAUACCUACCCAGACGGCGAUGUAUUGGACUGCACGCUCCUUCCUUAAUGGUAUGCUCACGGGGCAUUUGGCACCUCUUUUGAUGGUACAUGGUUCCAGAUGUUGCAUCUGAACGUGGGAACCAAGGCAUCCUGGUCGUGCAUUGCGCGCCUACCCUGGCCGUGCAUUGGGCACCUACCUUUUUAAUGCAUUGAGCACCUAUGUUUGUAAUGCUCUGGGCGCCUACCCUAGCUGUGCAUUGGGUACCUACCUUUUUAGUGCAUUGGGCACCUAUCUUUGUAAUGCACUGGGCGCCUACCCUGGCUGUGCAUUGGGAACUUACCUUGAGCGUUGUUGCGAACCUUCUGGUCGUGCUUUGGGCGCCUACCCUGGGUGUGCAUUGAGAACCUACCUUGGUAGUGUAUUGCCAACCGUCCUUGACAGUGCGCAGGGCAUCCCGGUUGUGCUUUGGACGCCUACCCUGGCUGUGCAUUGGGAACCUGCCUUCGUAGUGUAAUGCUAAUCUUCCUUGGCAGUAGAUAGGCUAUCCUGGUUGUGCUUUGGACGCCUACCCUGGCUGUGCAUUGGGAACCUGCCUUCGUAGUGUAAUGCUAAUCUUCCUUGGCAGUAGAUAGGCUAUCCUGGUUGUGCUUUGGACGCCUACCCUGGCUGUGCAUUGGAAACCUGCCUUCGUAGUGUAAUGCUAAUCUUCCUUGGCAGUAGAUAGGCUAUCCUGGUUGUGGUUUGGACGCGUACCCUGGUUGUGCAUUGAGAACCUGCCUUCGUAGUGUAAUGCUAACCGUCCUUGGCAGUGCAUAUAAGGCAUCGUGGUUGGGCCUACCAAGGCUGUACGAAAAAGUCAUUACUUGUUGUUCAUUUUGUCUCUUUGUUUUUGUGUUCCACACAUUUUGCACUUCCGUGGUUAUAAUUCCGCACUGAAUUCUGUUGACUUUAAUAAUGUAGUAGUCAACGGUGUGGCGUCUUUAAAUGCGUUACAGUUACCAUGGCAACACCAUCCAAAACAACGGUAUGGGUCGGUUUCCUACGAAGGACAAUGAAUGGUACUGGUAUAUUGUGGAAACCAAAGCAAUAGACAAAUGUUCUUCCACGAAGGAUAUCUUCUGUUAUGCAAAUUAUUUUAUUUAUAUAUUUAUUAAUCGACUUUUUUAUGGUCGUUAGAAUAUGAAAUAAUUAGUUUGGAUGAUAAUAAAUAGACACUAUAGAUCGAA